Messenger RNA from Diabrotica virgifera virgifera (western corn rootworm), 1140 nucleotides. It is a transcript of the gene CLS, whose product is annotated as probable cardiolipin synthase (CMP-forming). NCBI's taxonomy places the organism in Eukaryota, Metazoa, Arthropoda, Insecta, Coleoptera, Chrysomelidae. Bases 128 to 1078 code for a protein of 316 amino acids. The record is from RefSeq and is a predicted model, not a curated record. The transcript has 5 exons. Gene Ontology annotation, biological process: cardiolipin biosynthetic process. Gene Ontology annotation, molecular function: cardiolipin synthase activity. Gene Ontology annotation, cellular component: membrane; mitochondrion.
AAGAAGAAAUAGGUUAUUUUUCAUGUAUUUUUAUUUUCAACUUUCUACCCUUAAAUAACAUCAAAAUAAUAAGCUUCUUCAAAUUACCUAAUCAUCGGAUGCUUUGAAUUUAAAUGAAACUUAAACAAUGUUUUCAAAACCUUUUAUUUUAUUCUCAUCGGUUCAACAAUUUAACUACUGCUGUAGAUGUAAACCAACAAGUACUGUAGUUUUAAAACUGUUAACAGAUGUAAAAAGUUUUAAGAGAGGAGAGUUCCUCAAUCAUCAGUUGUUUUGUACUGGUCCAGGAAGAAGCAAUGAAUCAGUAAGCCAAGAUGUGAAGGUGUCCAAAGACUUUAAAGCCAUUUAUGAAGAGAACAGAGAAAAGCUUAAACAUACAGAGAAAAAAUUGAAGGAAAGGGGACAGUUUUUGCUAAAUGAUAUUAAAGAAACUAAAAAUAAAGUUAGGGAAAAAGUGGAAGAAGUAAUUGAGAGAGAAAAUGUAUACACAAUACCAAAUUUUUUAUGUGUGACCAGAAUAGCUUUAUCUCCAUAUUUGGGAUUUUUGAUAGUUCAGACGCAGUUCGAUAAUGCUCUUUUUAUAUUAGGGAUAGCAGCUGUCACAGAUUUGCUAGAUGGUUGGAUAGCAAGAACAUGGAAGAGUCAGUCCUCAAAAAUUGGUAGUUUCUUAGAUCCAAUGGCAGAUAAAAUUUUAAUUGGGACAUUGUUCCUGACCCUCACUUAUGUGGAUUUAAUCCCUCUAGUUUUAACAGGAUUAAUUAUAGCUAGAGACGUCCUACUUGUAGCCGCUGGAUUUGUAAUAAGAUAUCUUUCUCUUCCUCCUCCUAGAACAUUAAGUAGAUAUUUUGAUAUGACUCAUGCCACUGCUCAACUAGCCCCUACAUUUAUAAGCAAAGUUAAUACAGCUGUACAGAUAUUGCUAGUCGGUUCAACAUUAGCUGCUCCAGUGUUUAAUUAUGUUGGACAUCCUGCCUUGGAGGCACUAUGGUAUAUCACUGGUACAACGACAGUAGCUGCAGGACUGAGUUACUUGUUAUCAAAAAAUACAUAUAGAAUGUUAAAAAAAUCUAAUAGUUAAAAAUCGGUAGUUAUAAGACCAAAUAUAAAGAUGUUUUUAAUAAAGUAUUGUUACGUUUUUAA